Molecule: messenger RNA, 1075 nt
Organism: Drosophila takahashii
Lineage: Eukaryota; Metazoa; Arthropoda; Insecta; Diptera; Drosophilidae
Gene: nac
Product: GDP-fucose transporter nac
Biological process (GO): GDP-fucose import into Golgi lumen; protein O-linked glycosylation via fucose
Cellular component (GO): Golgi apparatus
Molecular function (GO): GDP-fucose transmembrane transporter activity; antiporter activity
Source: RefSeq, a predicted model, not a curated record
AUAAACGCACAAUUACCUUUCCCUCGCACAAAUCGGACUCCAAUCCCUAAAAACUCCAAGAUGUACAAGAAUCUGGAGGAGCACAACCGGCUGGUAAACAAAUACCUAAAGAUAUUCUUCGUGGUGGCACUUUACUGGUGCACCUCGAUAUUGACGGUCUUUGUGAACAAACACCUGCUGAGCAGCGAUACAGUGAACCUGGGGGCGCCGCUCUUUAUGUCCUGGUUCCAGUGCGUGGUCUCCACGGUCAUUUGCUUUGUGGCCAGCCGUCUGAGCCGCAAGUACCCUUCGGUUUUCUCCUUUCCCGAGGGGAAUCCUUUGGAUAUCGACACCUUCCGCAAGAUCCUGCCGCUGUCCGUGCUCUAUACCCUGAUGAUUGGGGCCAACAACCUGUCGCUGUCCUAUGUCACAGUGGCCUUCUACUACAUCGGUCGCUCCCUGACCACGGUGUUCAGUGUGGUCCUCACCUACGUGAUCCUCCGCCAGCGGACCAGCUUCAAGUGUCUGCUGUGCUGUGCCGCCAUCGUCAUUGGUUUCUGGCUGGGCGUGGACCAGGAGAGCCUCACCGAAGUCUUCUCCUGGCGCGGCACCAUCUUCGGAGUGCUCAGUUCGCUGGCCCUGGCCAUGUUCUCGAUUCAGACGAAGAAGUCGCUGGGAUAUGUCAACCAGGAGGUGUGGCUGCUCAGCUACUACAACAACCUGUACUCCACGCUGCUCUUCCUGCCCCUGAUCAUCAUCAACGGGGAGCUGGAGACCAUUAUAACGUAUCCGAACCUGUGGGCUCCUUGGUUCUGGGCCGCCAUGACUUUGAGUGGAAUUUGUGGCUUUGCUAUUGGUUUUGUCACGGCCCUGGAAAUCAAGGUCACAUCCGCCCUGACGCACAAUAUCUCGGGCACAGCCAAGGCCUGCGCCCAAACGGUGAUAGCCACCCAGUAUUACCACGACGUUCGAUCGGCCCUCUGGUGGACCUCCAAUGUGGUGGUCCUGGUGGCCAGCGCCGCCUACACGCGGGUCAAGCAGCUGGAGAUGCUGCGCCAGCACCAACAGCGCAGCACCGCCACCCAGAAGGCCUAGG